ACUUGCGGUUCUUCGUUCGGUCAGCUGACGUUUGUUUUGCUUGUUUGUGGUGUUUGGCUGUGUUUCGGAAAACAAAACAAGAUCGCUUUUGUGUCUGACAUUGCAAAAUCUUUCAAAAACAAAAAAAAUACAAAAUGUCCCUGAAAACAAUAUUUCGAAACUAAAUUACAGUGUACCCGGACCUAGUUAAACAUUGUUUAGGUUUCAAAUAUUUUUGUUGCGUAUAUUGCACUGAGAUCUGAAAUAAUGGACGGCCCUCACUUGGAGCACAGUGACUCUGAUUCAGGGGACAGCUGGACCAUGUUGGACCACAGUCCGCAAUACGCAGAAGAUGCCCCAGAAGUGCCCGACACCCCCGACAGCCCCUCUAGACGCCCAGUAGAAGAGACAGAUAAUGUUGAUGAAGACACUGACGGCAUCUCCAUCAUAACUGACAGUGAACCCGAAUCACACACUCCUAUUGAACACCUUUACUAUGAAGACCAUCCACAUGAACAUCCAGAGCAUCCUACAGAGACAGACAUUCCUGAUUAUAUUCUGCAACGUGGCCAUUUAUGUGAUAAUGCUAAAGAAUGUAUCCGUGAAUCUGUGGAAGACUUCCUUGGUGACCCAAAUGGCAAGAUGAAGAUCUAUGUGCACAGGAAAAACAAAAGAAUCAGCACUGUCCUGAACAUAAUAGUCUUGGGCAGCAUCAUCACAGCAGCCGGAGUGGCCAUUGGACACAUAUGGGGCAUCAAAGAUGAUUGCUCUACACAAAGUGCACAGUCCAUCAAUAAGAUACUCAGCAACCUUUACAAGCUACAAGAAGAAAAUGCAUAUCUGAGAAGCAAACUGAAAGAACUUACAAUGAUGAACAACAUGCACAUGAAGAAACCAGAGUCUCAGAAACUGUCACCUAAGCAUCUUAGGUGCAAGAAAGUUUUUGAAGAAUCUCUGAGCAAUAAAAAUGUUGAACAACAUACCAAGUGUGUUGAUGGUGACAACAGCAGUACAGACAAAGCACUUGAAGACCACUUGGUUGAACCCGACUUCGAGAAAGAGUUCAUAAGGGACAUUACGAAACUACGAAAUGUGUACAAGCAAAACAAAAGUUUACUAGAUGAUGAAGUGAAUAGGAGGUUAAAAUUUGAACAGACAGCCAUCAAGAGACUGAAAAACAGAAUACGAACAGUCAAGUUAACUAAAGAAAACAAGACUACAAAGGAUGGAAAGCCCCUAAAAGCAAAGUUUAUUGGUCCCAUGACUUUUGCUAACUUCCAGAAACAGUCAACUGAAGAAGAGCUCCAGCAAGCCAUGGAAGACCAGAAGAAAGUCUCCUAUGCAGAUUCCCUCAAGUCUAUCAAGUAUGACCCAGAAGUAGAGAGGGUCAAGAGAGACAUUGGUCAAAUAUCUGGAAUCCACAAGCUAGAUAAAUACAGAAAGAAGAAGGCCAAUAAAGUGGAAGAUAAUUUGUCUGAGCAAUCAUUUAGCGAUGAUGACCUAGGGAAAGACGACAGGUAUGUAGGGCACAAGUUCAAACUCGACAGGAAGAAAAGUGACCGCCAGAAGUCCAUGAAGAAACAGAAGAGGAAGAAUAAAUAUGAGCAGUGGGAAAUGAAGGGAGGCUACAUGAAGGACUAUGACGAUUUCUCUGUCAGCUCCUCCCAAGACCCCAAUGCCUUUGUCCUCAAAAACCCAGACAAAAAUGAACCUAGCCGAGAUUUUGAAAGAGUAAACUACAUAGAGCAGUUUGCCGAAUCAGAAAACCAGGCAAAAUCAGUAGACUCUGAAGUUGCCGCAAAAAAGCGCAAGAUAGAGAACAAUCCAAAUAAUGAAAAAACAGACGAUGUCAAACCAGAGAAAGGCGAAAAGGGGCAUGGAAAAGAAGGUAAACACGGAAAAGAAGUUAAGACGUCGAAGAAUGACAAAGCUAAUGAGAAGAGUCUGGAUUGGUUUGAGAAGCGCGCGUCUAUCAGGUCUCAAGCUCGAAAGAAAUUGGAGCAGGAGUUGUUUGGCAACAACACACCCAACGCCGCCGCUUGGUACUUCAAACGAAUGCAGAAACGUGAACAGUGCAGGGUGAAAACUGACGGCACCGCUAAGAAAACACACACGCGAAUGAAUUUUAAAACGAAGCAGUAAGCAGACGGGGAGGUAUUUUGUGUAAUUAAUGUGAUUAAGAAAGUAUUAGCUGGUUCUGUAGGAAUUAGGACAGUAUUGAAACUGUAGAUACGUUCUUGCACCUUGCACCUAUGUUCGGUGCUUUCAAAGUUCAAUCUUUAUAAUAAUAUUUGCUAAUAAGAUGCUAUUUUCAUGUUAGAAUCAACGUUCGUGUUAUUGGAAAUAUUUAUCGAUGUUUACCGAAAGGUAUUUAGGAACCUUUGGCAUUCCAUUGCAUUUUAAAGGUAAGUGCGUCGCCCUGUAAGCACUCUUGAUUACUUUAGCUUCUCUAUGUAUUCGGUAAAUUCACAAAACUUUUAUAUUCAUCAUACAGAAGUAUGGCACUAUUUUUCUAUUGACAUUUUGCUUUUGUGAUGUUAAAUAUAUUUUUAUACCACCGGAUUUCUAAAAUAUACAGGCAGCUGUUUUGGCAAUAAAUACUUACUUGAAAUUAACGUGUACCUAAUGAACCAAAGGUAAAUUAUAGGAAAUAAUCCCAGUCUUGGGAUUUUUAUUUCACUAUUGUAGAAGCUUUAAAAUUAAUCGGCUAACGAUAUUUAAAAUAUCUUGUUCAGCUCAUUGUGUAAAUUUAAUAAAUACAUUUUAUCUUUGCUAUUAAUGUUAGGAUUAGCGAAUAGACAAAUUGAAAUAUUUGUCAUUUAUUUCCAUGCUACUUAAAAACGUUUAAGAUUAUAUUUCACUCGCCUUUUAUGGAUUCUCGCAACCCAGUGAUAUUUUAUUUAGUUUAAUGUUAUUUUUAUCCGAAAAUUUUAAGUAUUAAUAAACAUACGAUUAUCAUUA
Plutella xylostella (diamondback moth) is the source of this 2940-nucleotide messenger RNA. RefSeq lists its product as uncharacterized. The record is from RefSeq and is a predicted model, not a curated record. NCBI's taxonomy places the organism in Eukaryota, Metazoa, Arthropoda, Insecta, Lepidoptera, Plutellidae.